CGGGCAGCUGGAGCCUCGGCCGAGCAGCCAGCCUCCUGGAAAGAGCUUGCCGCGGUCCCCGGAGCCGCUCGCGGAGGCCCGCUUGGCCGCGCUGCCCCGCCGCAGGAGAGGGAGGCUGUAACAGAGGCAGCGGCGAGCGGGCGCGGCAGGCGGCCAGCCCGCGGCGCAGCCGGAGAGCCACGCGAGCUCCGCGCCCGCACGCACGCACGCACGGUCCGCGGCUCGCGCCUUUCCCAGCCUCGGGGCGCCCGGCCUCCCCGCCCCCUGGCCCGGGCUGCGGCGGCGCGGCCGAGGAGCAGCAUGAAUCUGCGGCGCUGCGUGCAGGCGCUCCUGCUGCUCUGGCUCUCCCUGACUGCGGCGUGUGGAGGGCCCCUGCUGCAGCCUGCUGAUGGCAAGGGGCUGGAGGAGGGCAACGUCCGCCACCUGGUGCAGCCCAGAGGCUCGAGGAAUGGACCGGGGCCCUGGCAGGGCGGUCGGAGGAAAUUUCGCCGCCAGCGGCCACGCCUCUCCCACAAGGGCCCCAUGCCUUUCUGAAGCAGGACUGAAGGGGCCCCUGAGUGCCCACCACCUGCGAAUCUGGCUACUCCAUAGAUUGGUCUGCUUCUCUGGAGCCCUCACUUCCAUUCGCCUCUCUUCUCACACCUGUCCUCACUGCUGAUGGUCCCGACUCUUCUCACCCACCAGCUUCCCCGAAUGGCGUGGACCUGCCCCUAGUUCGGAUGGUUCCCUUUCUUUCCACGGAUCCAUCCAGCUCCUCUUCCUGGCCCUUCCCUGGACUGACUUUGGAGACCCAGCACUGGAAGGCUGGCCUUCUCCCCGGCCCUCCCCUUCCCCUAGUCCCCACUUCUCCCUGCCCAACAGCCCAAGCUUUGCCCAGCCCUUCCUUCCCUCACCGGGGCUGGGUGGGGAACAUUCCCUUCUUCAGGGGCCUCCAGCAGGUCCCAGGCUUUUGAGUCCAAGGGACCCUUCACCCUUCAAGGAGGUGCUGGUUAGAGGGGCUGGGGCAUUGACUGGGAUGCAGACAAGGUGCCUUGGGGGGCAUUGGAAUGGGGCUCAGUCCUCUGGCAAAGGGGAGUGGGAAAGCAUUGGAGAAGAGGAGGACUAGCUGCUGUGGCCUUUUCCACAUGCCAUGUUUGGCUUCAGGGAGAGGUGAAGGAGAGGGGCCAUGAAGUACUUUGUCACCUCUCUGUGUCUCCUAACACUGUCUCCCACCUCACCCCCCAACUCCCUCCCUCCCUUGCCUGCUAGUUCAAGCUCUCACUCAGGAGAUGGUUCUAUACCCUCCCAGGAGCAAAAGCCAAACAGGAUGAGUGUUUUUUGCCAAGAAUCAAAGAAUGUCAGAGCCAAAAUGAACCUUGGUGAUCACUCAGCUCCGCCUCCUUAUGCAAACUCAUGUAAAACCAGGCCUGGAGAGGGACAGCAACCUAUUCUUAUUCGGGGUCACCGCACAGCCAGAAUGAGGACCCAGGUCUCCCCACUCCCACUUGAUGAUGUCCUCUUCCCUCUUGAUGAUAUCUUUUCAAAACACAUUGAGUGCCUUUCCCGUGGUUGGGGCUGAGGGUGGCUGGGAAGGGAGGGGCAGGCCAGCUAUGAACUGCCCCAUGGUGGUAUGGGGACCCAGCUGCUCCUGCCUCCCUGGCCUGCCCCUGCUGGUCCAUUCCCCGACCUGGGCUGAAAAGGUCCCUGGCCAGCUGCCCCCUUCCCGCAGCGCUACCAAAGCCCGUGUGUUCUCACAGGGACAGCUCAGGUACUGAGUCUCCCAUGCCAAUGCCAAUCCCAAUACUGGUUUUCGCUAGCCAGGAUGUAGCCUUAAGUAAUUGGACUCGGUAGCCUUCCCUUCACGUUGACUGGACCUUCUUUCCCAGUGGCCUUUCCUUAGGGGAGGGGCAAGGGGGAGAAGAAGGAAGGGAGGGAAGGAAGGAGAGAAGGAAGGAAGGAAGGAAAGAUGGGAGGAAAUACAGGUCUGAGCAGGCUUCCUUCUCAGAGGCCUCCCAGGAGGGAGGAUAUGGGAGACCAGAGCCCGAUGGCCCACCUAUGUAUGUGUGGGGACAGGGGGAGUCAGGGCCCUCCGAGUCCCAUGGUAACCCCGACGUCGCCUAACCGCCUCUCCCCCUCACUUCCGCUGCUGCUGAUGCUGCUGCUGCCGCUGCUGCUUCAAGGCCCAUCCUGAGGAU
Lontra canadensis (Northern American river otter) is the source of this 2174-nucleotide messenger RNA. It is a transcript of the gene APLN, whose product is annotated as apelin. The coding region runs from base 301 to 534 and encodes 77 amino acids. The record is from RefSeq and is a predicted model, not a curated record. Gene Ontology annotation, biological process: signal transduction. Gene Ontology annotation, molecular function: apelin receptor binding; hormone activity. The transcript is spliced from 3 exons. NCBI's taxonomy places the organism in Eukaryota, Metazoa, Chordata, Mammalia, Carnivora, Mustelidae.